UGUCGCCUGCAGUUCUCCGUCUGCCUGACCGUGGUCUUCCUCCUGCAGCUGGCUGCUGGCGUGCUGGGCUUUGUCUUCUCUGAUAAGGCACGUGGCCAGGUCAGCGAGAUCAUCAACGGGGCCAUCGUGCAUUACCGGGACGACCUGGACCUGCAGAACCUCAUUGACUUUGGGCAGAAGGAGUUCAGCUGCUGCGGGGGGGUCUCCUACAAGGACUGGUCCCAGAACAUGUACUUCAACUGCACGGCCACCAACCCCAGCCGGGAGCGCUGCUCUGUCCCCUUCUCCUGCUGCCUGCAGGACACCCAGGAGACUGUCAUCAACACCAUGUGUGGGCAGGGGAUGCAGGCCCGGAGCUACCUGGAGGCCAGUGCCUUCAUCUACACCAACGGCUGCAUUGACCGGCUGGUCAACUGGCUGCACGGGAACCUGCUGCUGCUGGGGGGCAUCGCCCUGGGGCUGGCGGUCCCUCAGCUGGUGGGCAUCCUGCUGGCUCAGAUCCUCGUCAACCAGAUCAGAGACCAGAUCAAGCUGCAGCUCUACAACCAGCAGCACCGGGCAGACCCCUGGUACUGA
Messenger RNA from Chaetura pelagica (chimney swift), 576 nucleotides. It is a transcript of the gene TSPAN33, whose product is annotated as tetraspanin 33. The transcript has 5 exons. The annotation marks the transcript as partial. The record is from RefSeq and is a predicted model, not a curated record. Gene Ontology annotation, cellular component: membrane. NCBI's taxonomy places the organism in Eukaryota, Metazoa, Chordata, Aves, Apodiformes, Apodidae.